Cervus elaphus (red deer) is the source of this 1585-nucleotide messenger RNA. RefSeq names its product small integral membrane protein 32 (gene SMIM32). The coding region runs from base 564 to 875 and encodes 103 amino acids. The record is from RefSeq and is a predicted model, not a curated record. Lineage: Eukaryota; Metazoa; Chordata; Mammalia; Artiodactyla; Cervidae. The transcript has a single exon.
UCUCGACUGGAGCGCAGCAGCUGGAGCCAGCGGGGACAGGCUCGCCGCACACCAGGUGUCUCUGCGGGGACUCAAGGCUGCAGAACUGCUCUGAGACUCGGCAGCGGGAGGCCGCGGGGGACUCCCGGACUGAGCCCUCGGUGCACUGGUGUCUGGAGGUGCAGAGCAGGAACCCCGCGCUGCGGCCGCACGCACCACUCACCUCGCCCCGCCGCCGCCGCCGUAGCCCAGGGGUGUCCUGGAGCCCGGAGCUCACCGGAGCUGGGGUCUAAACUGAAAGGACGGCCGUAAACCCAGGUGACCGAUUCAGGACCGUGGGUGGCGACGGUGACAGACCUGAAAAGUCCGGGGAUCGCGGGUGCCGAGCCGUCCAGCUCUGAGCGCUGGGGUCCACCACCCCGCGGAGAGGGCAACUGAGUGGGGCGGCGAGGAAGCAGUCCAGGGCUUCGCAGUCCCGGCGGUCCCGCAGGCACCUGGCUUGCGGUCGGUCGCGCGUAGAGGAGCGGGCAGGGCGCACCAUGGAAGCGAAGUGAGGCGGCCGGGGGUCGGCAGCCCCGCGGGCCAUGUACGGCGACGUGUUCAACACCACGGGCAGCCCCGAGGCGGCGGUAGGCGGCGCCCUGGCGCUGGCAGCCACGGUCAAGGCGGAGGGCGCUUUGCCGCUGGAGCUGGCCACCGCGCGCGGGAUGCGGGACGGGGCGGCCGCCAAGCCCGACCUGCCCACCUACCUGCUGCUCUUCUUCCUGCUGCUGCUGUCCGUGGCGCUCGUCAUCCUCUUCAUCGGCUGCCAGCUGCGCCACUCGGCCUUCGCCGCUCUGCCCCACGACCGCUCUCUGCGGGACGCGCGCGCGCCCUGGAAGAUGCGGCCGGUGUAGCUGCACCGGGUCUCGGUCUCGCCACCAGCAGUAGGUAUGAACUGGGCAGGGUGCGCCUGAUGCCCCUGGGAACACUGCACUUUGACCCCCACCCCCCACCCUUCCCGCCCUCGAGCAGCACCGUGUGCAUCAAGGGAGUCGGAGGCGUUAGGAGGCUGCAGAGGGUCCCCAUCCCCCUGGUCUCGGGGAACUGUGCUGCUGCCCUGGUGGAGGUUUUCUCCCUUGGGCAGCGGGACCAGCCGGGGUGCCUUCCUGAAGACAGCGCAUCCGCCGGGACCAGGAAGCCUUCCUCGCCGCCAGCUGACUUCCUUACUUUGCCCAAGGGGCAGGCAAGAGGAGUGUGCAGCUAGCCGAGCGCAGCUAGGUUCGAGCUGCCUGUCCGGACUCCUUGGCCCUGUGGCCGUCUUCUUGCGGCUACUACCGCCUCUCCCACUCUUUGGCACUGGAGAGUCCCACUAGGAUCCGAGUGUGAACUCCGCUGGACUUAGGAAUGAUGGCUCUCCGAGGCUUCGUCCCUGGGGUGGGAAGUGAGGGGACUCAGAGUUUAAAUGGGUCCCGCCCGGGUUCGAGGACCCAGUUUUCUUUGCCCGCAGGCAGGAAGGGGAAGCUGAUCUAGAGGUGGGGUCCCACCUGCAGCACUCUGUGGUCAGGGUGUCCUGGGUCAACAGGGGCCGCAUUUCUACAAUAAAACCUCACGGAAUUAGACCCAG